Messenger RNA from Saccoglossus kowalevskii, 860 nucleotides. RefSeq names its product copine-8-like. The record is from RefSeq and is a predicted model, not a curated record. NCBI's taxonomy places the organism in Eukaryota, Metazoa, Hemichordata, Enteropneusta, Harrimaniidae. Gene Ontology annotation, molecular function: calcium-dependent phospholipid binding. Gene Ontology annotation, cellular component: plasma membrane. Gene Ontology annotation, biological process: cellular response to calcium ion.
GAAUCUGCUUGAUAUGGAUACAUUUUCAAAGUCAGACCCAAUGUGUGUUAUGUUCAUACAACCUAUGGGAACUAAAAACUUUGUUGAGUUUGGCAGAACAGAGGUGAUAUGGGACAACCUUAAUCCUGAUUUUGUCACAAAAUUUGUAUUAGAUUAUUUCUUUGAAGAAAGACAAGAAUUAAAAUUUGAAUUAUAUGAUGUAGACUCAAAAAGCAAAGACUUAAGAAAGCAUGACUUUCUAGGUGCUGCAACUUGUGCCCUGGGUGCAAUAGUUGGAUCUAAUGGGGGAAGGAUGACUUUACCUCUCAGUGGUCUUGCCAAGAAUGCUGGUACUAUCAUUUUACAAUGUGAAGAGUUAUCUGACUGUAGGGAUUUAGUGACAAUGCAGUUCAAAGGAGAAAAACUUGAUAAAAAAGAUUUCUUUGGUAAAUCAGAUCCAUUUCUGGUGUUUUAUAGAUGUAAUGAGGAUGGAUCGUACACAAUUUGUCACAAGACCGAGGUGAUUAAAAACACAUUGAAUCCUAAUUGGAAACCAUUUAGUAUAAUGGUUAGAUCACUAUGUAAUGGUGACUAUGAUAGGACUAUUAAAGUGGAGUGUUAUGACUGGAAUAGUAGUGGCAGUCAUGAAAUAAUUGGUGAGUUUACUACUAGUCUACGGCAGUUAUCACAAGGUCCAGGAGCUGGAAACCAUUAUGAGUGUGUUAAUAAAGUAAAACAGAAAAAGAAGAAGAGUUAUAAGCAUUCUGGCAUGAUUACAUUACUGAGUUGUAGUGUGGAACCACAGCAUUCAUUUUUGGAUUACAUCAGAGGAGGAACUCAACUCAAUUUCACAGUUGCUAUAGAUUUUACUGCAUCCAAUG